Saxophila tyrrhenica is the source of this 411-nucleotide messenger RNA. RefSeq lists its product as uncharacterized. The transcript has a single exon. Bases 1 to 411 code for a protein of 136 amino acids. Lineage: Eukaryota; Fungi; Ascomycota; Dothideomycetes; Mycosphaerellales; Extremaceae. The record is from RefSeq and is a predicted model, not a curated record.
AUGGCCGACCAGCGUAAAGAGCUGCUACCUGCAGAGAGCGGUACUUCCGCAGUCCUUGCCAUACCAGCCCAAGAACUCGCCGCGGACAUCGUGUACGGUAAAGCAGACUGGCCAAGCAUGUCCCAGCUCCGUGACAUGCACGUCACGGAGGUCGACUUGGAGCAGGCCAUCUUCGGAGGAUCAAUUUGCAUUGUCGGUGUCUGUGAUGACAUCCUUCGCAAGGAAUCGGCCAGUGUGCAUGCGAAAGCAGUCCGGACAAGGUGGCAACUCAUCAAGGAAGAGAUCGAGAACGGUAUUGUCCGCAGCGGGUCUACUAUUCAUACAUUCUUCGAAUGCAUGCAGACUGUGUCGAAGGUCCGUAUGUGGGCUCAUGGAGCGGCAGUGGAAGCCAUUGUGAUUGAGAGGGCGUGA